This is a messenger RNA of Adelges cooleyi (spruce gall adelgid), 521 nucleotides long. RefSeq names its product 60S ribosomal protein L44 (gene RpL36A). The record is from RefSeq and is a predicted model, not a curated record. Gene Ontology annotation, cellular component: cytosolic large ribosomal subunit; ribosome. Bases 140 to 454 code for a protein of 104 amino acids. The transcript is spliced from 4 exons. Lineage: Eukaryota; Metazoa; Arthropoda; Insecta; Hemiptera; Adelgidae. Gene Ontology annotation, biological process: translation. Gene Ontology annotation, molecular function: structural constituent of ribosome.
UUGUACUGGUGUUAUCACUGAAAUAUAUAUUAUGUGACUGUGCCAGUGUGCGCGCUGUGCAUUAUACACUAACUUUGUACAGUUCACUUGUGUUUACUUGUCUGUUUUAUAUAGUAACAAUAACGUAUAACUUGGAAAAAUGGUGAAUGUACCCAAACAGAGACGUACUUACUGCAAGAAAUGCAAGGUCCAUAAGGUACACAAGGUGACCCAAUACAAAAAGUCCAAGGAACGUCAAGCAUCGCAGGGUCGUCGUCGUUACGACCGGAAACAAAGUGGAUUUGGUGGUCAGACCAAGCCUAUUUUCAGGAAGAAGGCAAAAACUACCAAAAAAAUCGUACUCAGGAUGGAAUGUUCAGAGUGCAAAUAUCGUAAACAGAUUCCAUUGAAACGGUGCAAACAUUUUGAAUUGGGUGGUGACAAAAAGCGUAAGGGACAAAUGAUCCAAUUUUAAGUUCUUAUCUUUUUAUGUUACUAUUAUAUAUAAGAUUAAGACAAAAUAAACUGACUCGUUCUGAAAA